AUGGCUUCGAACGUGAAAGUAUUUGAGAUUACUGUACCGGAAAAGGACGAUCUCCGCUGUGCGAUCUGCAGGAUCGUGAACUGCGAGAACGAAUUCCUAAUUUAUGCGGAUUUUUGUUCGAACAAGCUCAAAUGUCGUCAAUUUCUUCAAGAAACUCCUCAAGCAAUGACCGCUCCGGUGACUAACCGGAAAAUACGCGAGGCCGGGGGUGCUAUAUACGUCAUCACCACGAAGGACUUCUUCGAGAAUUACGCGUUCCAGGAUCACUGCGACGCGUUGAACAUACAAGUGAUGGAUCUGUUGGACCCUAUUCCGACUUACGUUUACAAAGCGUGCUUUCUCUACACCGUGGAGUGCAAGUUGGCGCCGCGCUGGAACAAGGUCGGGCUGUACCUUGUCGAGGGACAACAUUUCCUCAGUUCGACGGAAAGCGUCAACGCUAUAAUGCUGAACAUCAAGGAGAUCCAAGGUAACAGCGCUCGGCUUCAGGUGGAAGCCGUAAAUCUUAAAAUACCGUUCGUGAGAUUGAACACGGCGCGUCCCUUGCCGCACGAUAUGCAGCCGCCGGUGCGCGUUUUACCGAGCAUGAAAAUGGCGAACGUGUUGCGCAUCUCGAGGGCUAUCAAGGAGGAGCAUCCGUUCAAGGAUUACGAGCACCUACGAGCGUACUGGAGAGACAUGCACGGCUACGUACUGCCAGAUCACGUGGAGGGAUCCCUGUUUUACGACAUCGAGUUCUUCUAUUUCAAGUCGAGAGUCUUCCUAUAUCCUGAGACGUGUCUGGCCUCGGGACCCCUGCGCGUUCUUUCAUCUUCGACGGACCUGGUGCCCAUAAUUUACAAAUUCGCGGCUGAACUACGAGGCGGGGUGUCUAAAUUGUGUGGUCAGCAGUUGGACGUGUGCCCCGAGAGCACAUACCGAGCGGCUCUUCAGGUGCGCACGCCGGUACUACCGAAGACCGUCAGGUUUUCAGGAUACGACACAGGAUACGGCACGGGAUCGAGAACCGUUAACAGCAUGGCGACGCCGCGGUUUCGUGUGCCCGAUACGUGCGAGGUUCCCAUUAAACGGAUGCGAAUGUCGCUAGUGAAGACCGAUGAUUCAUUCACGUGCGGGACCGAAGCCGGUGAUUUCGAUUUCGGGAUCGGCCCGACGAGCUCCGCGAGCAAAUCUCAGCGACGUGGAAACGUCGGCGACCUGUCGGUAAUAUUGCACGACGUGGAUGACACCAAAGUGAUCGUGCCGAAAGAUGAAAGCCAAUCGCACUACUUCGGAGACGAAGAAGCACAAACACGCCCGGAGAAGUCGGCAGACAAGGAGGAGAAGCCUGACAAGCUGAGCUUGAGGGAGAAGCUAUUGAAAGCUAGAGGUGACGAAUAAGAGCGUGGAAUUUUGAAGAAAAUGCUUCUCCU
Messenger RNA from Harpegnathos saltator (Jerdon's jumping ant), 1412 nucleotides. RefSeq lists its product as uncharacterized. Bases 1 to 1380 code for a protein of 459 amino acids. The transcript has 8 exons. The record is from RefSeq and is a predicted model, not a curated record. Lineage: Eukaryota; Metazoa; Arthropoda; Insecta; Hymenoptera; Formicidae.